CACACUGGCGUCCACACACACACACACACAUAUACUCUGACAUACACACUCACAGCUGUUGAUAGUUCUCUGUGAUGUGCACUGGGGGCACCAAGGAACCUGCAGGAAUCUGGCGGAAAGCAAAAUCUGCAAAGCAAAGCUGCUGUGAUCUUGACCAUUGAACAUGUAUGUGGAGAUUCUGCCUGGAUAAACUGGACCGAAUGGUUUUUCUAUAUUUCAUAUCCUGGUUUUUCUCUUUUUCGUUUCCCGGCUGCUGUCUGGGGCUCAGUGUUGGAAUUUGAGAACAGAGACAUGUGUUUUGCCUCAGCUGCCUACUACCACUGCCGGUUCUUUCCCAUUCACUGACCAGUGAGGAAAUCCAAGGUGACAGUCAAAGACAGCAGCCAUAGAGAACACAGGUGAGGUCACACAGUUAUGAGUGCGGACAGCCAUCAAGGGGUGGUUUGCACCUCUCCCACUGCAGUUGGAGGCACCAAGGAACGCUACUUAGACCGGACCAACGUCAAUGAUCCGGAGUACCUCAGAGCCCGAAAUAUGUCACCAGACCUCCGGCAGGACUUUAACGUUCUGGAGCAGAAGAAACGUGUGACACAGAUACUGAAAAGCCCUGCUUUCAAAGAGGAGUUGGAGAACCUGAUCCAGGAGCAGCAGAAGAAGGGGAACAAUCCCACAGGCCUGCUGGCCCUCAGACAGAUUGCUGACUUCUUUAUGUCCGCCCCAGUGGCCGGCUUUAACACCUCCCCACUCAGUCUUGGGAUGGUCACUCCAAUCAAUGACCUGUACGGAGCAGAAUGUUCCACAAUGGUGAAAGGCGAGAAGCUGACACGCUGUAAGCUGGCCAGCUUCUACAGAGUGGUGGACCUGUUCGGUUGGGCCCACUUUAGCAACUCCUACAUCACAGGCCGCAUCAAUAAGGAGCAAGAUCACAUCCUCAUCAUCCCCAGAGGCCUGUCAUUUGCUGAAGCAUCUGCAUCGAACCUGGUGAAGAUUAACCUUAUCGGGAAUGUGAUUGACCAGGGCUCCACCAACCUGAGAGUCGACCCUGCAGGUUUCAGUCCCCAUGCUGCCAUCUACUCCAUGCGUCCAGACAUACGCUGCAUCAUCCACUUGCACACGCCUGCUACAGCAGCUGUGUCGGCCAUGAAGUGUGGAAUCUUGCCAAUUUCCCAAGAGUCUUUGGUCCUUGGUAAUAUCGCUUACUUUGACUACCACGGUAGCCUGGAUGACCAGGAGGAGAGACACGAGCUGCAGAAGGCUCUUGGGCCAACAACAAAGGUUCUUGUGCUGAGAAAUCAUGGUGUGGUGGCUCUCGGGGAAACUAUCGAUGAGGCCCUUCAUUUCAUCUACACUGCACAGUAUGCUUGUGAAAUCCAGGUGAAAGCCAUCUCAUGUGCUGGAGGCAUAGACAACCUGAUUGUGCUGGAUCGGGAAGAAUACCUUUCGCGGGUGUUUGCUAUGGGCACUGCACAAGAUGUGAAUAUGGGCGGACUGCAAAAGUGGAAGCCUGGCGAGUUGGAGUUUGAGUGUUUGAUGAGGAUGCUGGAUAACCUGGGCUACAGGACAGGCUACAUGUACCGGCACCACAUUGUGCGGGAGAAGCCAAGACACAAGAGCGAUGUGGAAAUCCCCGCCACUAUCACAGCAUUCUCAUUUGAGGAGGACGAGGACAUAGCUGCCACCCGGCUUCCAUUUAAAUUUCUGCAGCAGCGGCAGCAGAGAGAGAAAACACGCUGGCUGAACUCCCCAAACAGCUACACCAAAGUCAGCGUGGAGGGUGGAGAGGAGCGCUACAACAGCCGGACGUCCACAUGGAUGAAGGGGGAGGAGCCAGGAACGCCGAUCCGUAUUGAGGAUCCAAAUCAGUUUGUUCCUCUCAACACAGACCCCAGUGAGGUGCUGGAGAAAAGGAACAAAAUCAGAGAUCAGAACCGUCAUGAUGUGAUGUCAUCUGGGCCGCGCUCACAGCAUCUUGCAGGCAUUCCUGUUGAUGAACCACGACAGGAUCUGGUGCAGAUCAAAGUUCUGCCAUACGUGCCCACGGAGGAGGAGCAGAUGGCUCCCCUGCCUCCCAACCCCUUUAGUGAGCAGACAGAGAAGGACCUGGAGGAGUACCGCAAGAACGUGGAGAGGAGGCAACUGGGUCUCAGUGACGGCGAGCACGAGUUAACCUCUGACGACGGCUCGACUCUUUCUCAGUCUGUCACGCAGUCCCCGCAAAGCACCCCAGCUAAAGAAGAGAACCACACAGCUCUGAUGAACGGCAAAGACGACCAUGUUGACGUGGAGCUGUCCAAACGCGUCAGUGAGCUGAGCGUGGAGAGUGUGGAGAUCACCGUGCGCCCCGGUGAGAAGAUCGAUGAGCCACUGUCGCCUGAGAGCUCGCCCUCCAAGUCACCCAACACCAAGAGGAAGAAGAAGUUCCAUACCCCAUCUUUCCUGAAGAAGAACAAAAAGAAAGAGAAGACGGAGACCUGAGGAAGGCGAGGCGAGUGGGAAGAAAGAGAAGGAGGGGCAGCAACCACCUUUUCUGUUUCAUGUCUGUUUUUUGUUUUUUUUUCCCUGUGUUCAAUUUCCUUCCAUUGUUUUAAACUUGUUUGGCUUUUUAAGAAAUGGUUUUGUGUGCACAGGGCAGAUGAAGAUUAAUUGGAAAAUGAAUUGAGUAGAAUUAAAUAGUUUCAGGGAGGGUGUUUGGAGUGAAAGCGGAAGCAGCAGAGGUGUGUGAGCGUUGUCUUCACACCUGCGCAGUACAGCCCGACAGAUCUGAUAUGAACUAUUUGUAGAUGAAUCAGUAUCACCACGUUUAUAAUGGCCGAUACAUAGCAAUUUAAAAGAAAAGAAGUGCUUAGUAGAGUUAUGUGGGAGUUUUUACAAUUGGCUGUAUUUUUUUAAUACAUAGUCUUAUUUAUCAAAACUAGUAUAUUUUCAAGUAUUGUUCAAAUUGUGUUUCAGUCAGUAAAACAAGUUUAAUUUCAAACAGCAUUAUGACAUGUUAUCUUCAUGAGGACUCAUUACAAAAACUACACAAUACAAAUUUUAGGGGCAGCUUUGGUUAUGCUUUGUAUUUCUAUGGAAAAACCAAUAUCUGUCAGUAUGUCGGCAUAUCAAAUUUUAGAAUCUUCAAAUAUCAAAAUCGGUAUCAGUCUGAAAAAUCCUGUGUCGGUUGGGCUGUACUUGCACAGGUGUUCCAUUUACAUCUUGCUCAACUGGCUCAUUUUGUGUUGGUUCCUAUGCUGAUAACAGAGCUGGAAACCUCCUUCAACAUUUUACUUUUGCGGUAAAAUCCCCUGUUUUCCAACAACUGGUUUAAUCAGUAAAGCUGCACAAGACAAAUGUUUUGUUGUUGUUGUUUUUUAACUUGUACUUUUCCCAUUUGUGUGACCUGGUUCUGCACCAGGGGGUGAAAAGUUGCAUGACGUCACUGGAAAAAUGAUCUUUGUAUAACAGCGGCAGGUUUUUUAUGUUGUGGGUGUUUUUUUUUCUUCUUCACACAUUUCAUGCAGGCUUUCGACGCCAACUGUCGCUUCAGCAGCUUUGCCGAUGAUUUAAAGGAGGAUGAAGAUUUGCAACAUUAUCUCAAAGACCUGCUCAGUAUAUUUAUGUAGCAUUUUUAUAUUUCAGCAUCUUCAUCUCAGUGGGGGUUUUUUAAGCAAAAACACAGAAACAAUCUCUUUUGUAGGAAAAUAUCUCUUAAAUUCUUUUUUUAAAUCACUUAUAAGCUUUUACAGGGACUACACAUGUAAAGCAUGAUUUGUCUUUUUGUUGUUGACUGUUCUGUGGUGUGUCGCCUGCUUGCUCACCGUAUAUCAAAUUACACAAAUUUACUAUAUGACACAGACGUAUGAAAACUAUAUUUUUUUGCGCUGCACUUUUUUAUUGUGAUUAUAUGAGAUGUAUUUCACCGGUGAAGGAGAUUUUAAGGUGUUGGUAAAAGUUGUGCAAGUGGAAAGCGGGGCGUGGCAUCGUAGUAAGAUUCAGGAUCAAGAAAGUGAAACUGAUGAGGAAAAACUCUUUCAUUGGUGUCACACGUAUGAGAGAAACCAUUACUACUACUUCUCAGUUCAGAUAAAAAAAAUUUAAAAAAGAUGAAGUAGUGCCCAAAGAGUCUGUGAGAGGUCACCAGCUGAGGAACUGUGGAGAGGUGGCAUCUGCGUUUGUGUGCGUUCUGAAGCCAUAUUCUAGUUUGUUCGCCCACAGUUAUUUCUGUAAUGAGACAAAGGUCACUGACCUUCAGGAGCCUGUCGAGUAAAGACUUAAACGACCCCAGUGACUGCAUCCACACCCCUCAGCUGCCCCAAUAAUCCCAGCUGCUACACGUCCUCAUAUCUUGUAGUCAUUUACUUACUCGUCGAACUGGAAUCUUACACAUUUGUUUAUUGUUUUGGUUGGGUUUCUUUUUUUUUUUUUUUUGCUCCAAGGGCCCAAAGCUUCUUCGUGUUUUUUUUUGUUAUGUUUGAACUUUGCAACGCCAAAUUAUAAUUCGUAAGCACGAGUCCACCACUGAGAGCCGGACCCCAGGUAUGUGAGUGUGUCCAGGAUUCAAGACGCUGCCAGUUGUGUUACAGCAAACGCAUCAACGUCACAAAACAGGACUCAAACACACCACAUUCUGAUCACUUGCUUUCUUCCUCCACACCAUUUCCUCCUUCUGGGAAGUUCUUUUUCAUCCUCCAUUCAUGCCACAGUCCGAUUUAUUUUCUCUUUUAGUUUGCGGAGAGUGCUCGGCUUUUUGAUGGACCUUCUUUGAGCAGAACUUUGCUCCCGAUUGAACUGAAUGUGCAUUUCAUUGUUUUUGAUUUUCUGUUUUCGACCGUGUGCACCUUCCAUUACUAAUGCCUGUCUAUCCAUCAUUUUGCUUCUGUUAAAACAAAAAAACAAACAAAAACAACUUGUUUUGCUUUGGCAUGCCAUAAUAAGCCGAGCUACCUUGUGACCUGUGAAAAUCCUAUAAAUGGUUAUCGAAUUGAUUUGCUUUUAGAUGCAUUUGCUAAUCGGUGUAAAGUCACAAAUAAAAUUGUAUUUUAAGAGACAAAA
This is a messenger RNA of Thalassophryne amazonica, 5031 nucleotides long. It is a transcript of the gene add3a, whose product is annotated as adducin 3 (gamma) a. Gene Ontology annotation, cellular component: plasma membrane; postsynaptic density; cytoskeleton. Gene Ontology annotation, molecular function: actin filament binding. The transcript is spliced from 16 exons. Lineage: Eukaryota; Metazoa; Chordata; Actinopteri; Batrachoidiformes; Batrachoididae. The record is from RefSeq and is a predicted model, not a curated record. The coding region runs from base 415 to 2475 and encodes 686 amino acids. Gene Ontology annotation, biological process: barbed-end actin filament capping.